CAGAUGACAGCCUGGGACAUCUAAGAACUUGGUAGGCGGGUAAGUCCCUCGAUGGCGUGGUGUAUUCCCACCAGUCGCAAGCAAAGCCAAGGGGCGUAGCAGUUUGUGGGGCUGAGAGGUGGAUGGGAGGUUGCAUUGGUUACACAAGGGACCUGAUGACGCAAGCACGCAGCUCAUGCGCCAGCGAACACGCACUAGGAGUACGGAUGUGCUGCCCUAUGCGCUACCUCAGGGGGGCGCCACCUGCAGCGCUGACAGCCCUUGGGCUACUAGGCCGUGCUCCACUAGUGCCACCCUUGGUGCCACCAGUGACCCCCUACCUACACCGCUAAUCGCCCAAUGCAGGCCGUUACUGUUGCAGGCGGGCCGGGGAUUGCUGCGUGGUCAGAGUGCCACUCAAUUGUGCUUGAUCCUGUUCCAAUCGCACUCGGGCCUCAGGGUUGGCAGGGGUUCGUGCCGUGUUCGGCUGAAUAUGAAGCUGAAUAUGAAGCUCAUUCACGUACCAGUCCCAGUGUUUCAAUUCAUAAUUGGUGUAAGCCAUCUAUUUCACUAGAACAUGUUUUAUCGGCAGCAACUCGGCGUCUCGGCGUUUUGCUCCAAAUGUACUUUCUUCAGCGACCAUUUCCUAACAGUGCUGUGUUGAUACUUUCAACUUAGUUAAAAAUGCCUAGCAGCGCGGCGAGCGCGUUGAUGGAGAAGCUGCGUGUGGAGCUGGAGGACCUCAUUGAGCAGCUGUCGAAGCUGGCGGAAGCCAAGCGCAUGUACGGCAGCGUGCGGCCGGCGCCGGGGGCGCACCGCGCCGGCCACGCGCCGAGGAGGCCCGACGCCACAGGCGAGGGGCGGCAGGCGGGGGCGACGCCGCCGGGCGCAGCAGCAGACGCGCAGGGCGCGUGGCGGGACCAGCAGCAGCAGCAGCAGCAGCAGUCGGCGGGGCACGGCGGUCAGCAGCGUCUGGGGCCUGAGGAUGAGGCGGCGCUGUUGCAGCGAGCGGACGAAUGCAGCACCAGGAUGCUGGCCCUCUUGUCCGACGAGCCGCAUGCCGCCACGCGGCACCAGCCCCUGCGCGGCGCGGCGCUGCUGGCGGCGGGGCUGGUCGCGUUCCUGCGCGGCGGCGCCUCGGACGCGGCAGUGUCGGGGCUGCAGGCGGCGGUGAAGCUGCGGCCUCUCAACCCCACGGCCUGGAACUGCCUGGCGCACAGCUACUGGGAGCGAGGGGACCUGUUCAUGGCUGGCUGCUGCCUGGCCUCGGGCCUUCGCCACUGCCCCAGUGUGGCAGCGCACCAGAUGAUGUCGCUGCUGGUGCGGCAGCAGGGUGGCGCCGCGGGGGCCGCCCUGCUACAGCCGACUCCUGCGCCACAACCACAUCCGCCGCCGCCGCCGCCGCCGCCGCAGCAGCAGCAGCAGUCCUCGCAAGCACAGGACCGCAGCAACAGCAACGCCGGCGCAAGCACUAGCUCAUCGGGAGCUGCAGGAGGAAGCGGCGCGGCCGCAGCGGCCAGCGGCCAACCGGACGCCAGCGCCGCAGCCCCCGCCGCCGGUCCUGCCCCCGCCGCCAGCUGGAACGGCAGUAGCAGUCAUGCUACGAAUAGCAGCAGCUACAGCACCAACACUAGCGGCGGCGGCGCGGGCCCGGCCUGGUCAUCCGCUGCGGCGCCGCCGGGCGCGGCAAGCGAGGCGGCGGCGGCGCUGACGGCCAGUCUGUCACACGCGCGGCGGGCUUUGGAGAUGGACAUAGAGAACGGCUACAGCUGGUACGUGCUGGCGAUGGCCCAGAUGGCCGCCUACUUCAAGGGCGAGCAUGCGGCGGGGCUCUGGGGCGGCGGCGGCGGCGGAGGAGGAGGGGCGCGAGGCGGCCGCGGCGAGCUGCACCGCGUGCUGGCGGCGUUUGCGCAGGCGGAGCGCUGUGGCUGCGCCGACCUGCCCGACCUGCAUUACAACCGGGCCGCUCUGCACGCGUUCACACAGGACUUUGCCGCAGCACUGCAGGACUACGCCACGGCUGCUCGGCUGGACCCGGGGCUGGCGGCCGUGGCCGCCGCGCAGUCCGAGUCGCUGCUGGUGUUGCUGGGCCAGCUGGCGGGGCUGGUGGCGGGGCGGGGCGGCGUAAAGGAGCGGCACUGGGCGGCAGUCACGUCGCUGCUGGCAGCAGAUGCGGCGCGGGGCGCGGAGCUGCUGCCGCGGAUGCACCAUGAACGGCUGGCGCUGCGGACAUUGACGGACCUGGUGCCGGGCUCCAACCGGGGUGUGGUGCUGCUGUGCCGGCCACUCGUGUUCGUGGCGCCGCCGCUGGCAGCCUCCUCCUCCGGCACACUCUACCUGGUGUGUGUGGACACUGCUGGCGCCGUGCUGGCCCUGGCGCUGACCCACAUCCCCCACGACGCAUUCGACAUGACUGCCCUGCUGGCCGUACUACACCCCGAGCUGCGACACGUGCACGUCACGUGGCCGCCGCCGCCGCCGCCGCCUCACGAGGAGCAGCAGCAGCAGCCGUCGCCGCCGCCGCAGAAUGAGCCGGCAGGGUCCGCAACAGGACCCGGGCCAGGGCAGGAUCAGUCGUUGCCGACUGGGGUGGAGUGCGGGGCGCAGCCAGGCGGGGCGGAGGCGGCGACAGCGGAGCCCGGUGCCGGCAGCGCCCCGCCUGCCGCGCCCGUGCCUGCUGCUGCGCCUGCCGCCGCGCCGCGCGCCUACUCCUUCCCGCUGCUGCUGGUGGGCUGCGACCCCGGCUGCCGCAGCAGUGUGCUGGUGGACGGAGUGCCGCUGCACCAGGCGCCGGCCACGCCGCUGCUGCGACACAUGACACGAGCGGCGUGAGGGGGGAGGCGCGUGUGCUUGUGCGUGGGAUGGGACCAAUCCCAAUUAAAUCAUUGCAAACCGGUGUGCGUGUGUGGGGGGGGGUUAGCCGUUGGUGUGGAGAACGGAGUGACUAAAUGGGGGGCAGGGGCGCUGUGCCCGCGUUGCUGAGCACGCCGGAUGCUGGGUGGGCACAAGUGGCUGUGCGCCUGAAGGUUCCGAGAAGCGGUGUGGCAUCGGUCCGCUCCGGAUUGGAGCCGGGUUAUGCGAUAGCGGAUGUGCCGCGGCACGGUGCGUGACGGCGGGUGCCCGCGUGGGUAUGUGCCAAGCAAAAGGGUUUGCGACAGCCGCAUGAGGUCGAGGUCGAUGGUUCGACGGCGGACGAGAGGUGGCCACUGGCCAGUGGUGGUAGCUGGUAGAGCGAAUCAGAUAGCGCAGUGGUGUCAUGUAUGAGCAAAGCACAGAGGGACGGGUUUGACAUCGUUCGAGCGUGUAGACGUAUGAACAGUACUGCAGGUUGCAGGCCGGGCUUCGGGCGGCGGCCAGGCGCGCCUGGUGGCUGGUAAAAAGGGCCGGCGCGUACUGAGCGUCAGACAUCGAUUCUCGAGGGGCAACACGAUCCGCGAGCCUGCUGCUUUUUGAUAUGCUUGUAAGCCAUACAGAGCUACCCUUCUUAUCCC
Molecule: messenger RNA, 3470 nt
Organism: Chlamydomonas reinhardtii
Lineage: Eukaryota; Viridiplantae; Chlorophyta; Chlorophyceae; Chlamydomonadales; Chlamydomonadaceae
Exons: 12
Coding region: 664-2811 (715 amino acids)
Molecular function (GO): protein binding
Source: RefSeq, a predicted model, not a curated record